AUGUCUAAACGCGACGCCCCGGACAUCGCCAAUCUGCGCCUCUCCGAUCCUGACGAAGACCUUUUCGCGAGCCCCGAGAGCGGCGCUACCACGCAAAAACACACGCCGACAUCCAAUACCACCCCCAGUCAGAAGCAGCAACAGCACAAUGGACCUAAACUGUCGAAACAAGAACUCCAAGAAGCGCGCGAGGCGAAACUGCACGCCGAACUCGAAAAGGUCCGCGAAGUGAACCGCACGAUAGAAGGAGUCACGGCCUCCCUCACCAAAGCGCAAGCCAACAUGUCCACCGUACACGAGACUGUCAACAAUGCUUCCACACUUCUCGCGACGUGGACGCGUAUACUUUCGCAAACGGAACACAACCAGCGGCUGAUUCUGAAUCCGAAUUGGUCAGGCGCGACACGGGAUCUGGAAGACAUGGAGAAUGACGAAUUGAGACGGCAGCAGGAAGCGGAGAAGAGGGCGAUGGAGGAGCAGAGGCGGAGGGAGGAGGCGCAGCGCAGAGCAGAGGAAGAAGAGAGGAAGAGGGCUGUUGCGGAGUCGAAGAGAGGAAGCGUGACGAGGACUAGGAGUGUGCGAGGCACGCGAGCUAGCAGCCUCAGGAGUGGUGCUGGUGCGGAGAGUUCGAGAGGGAGAGGCACGACGUCUAGUUCGGGUGGGACGAGAGGGUAUGGACGAGUGGGCAGUGUUGGGACAUCGAGAGGAAGAGGUCGCGGGAUGGGUUGA
Molecule: messenger RNA, 729 nt
Organism: Lecanosticta acicola
Lineage: Eukaryota; Fungi; Ascomycota; Dothideomycetes; Mycosphaerellales; Mycosphaerellaceae
Source: the annotation of a GenBank genome assembly